AUGACAAAUGAAGAGCAGGACAGCGUUCCAAGAGACGUGAGACUGUUGCAUCUGUUACUGGCGUCACAAAAUAUCCACCAGUAUGAAGAUCAGGUUCCGCUACAGCUCAUGGACUUCGCACACAGAUAUACGCGCGGUGUGCUCAAGGAUGCCAUGAUAUACAGUGAUUACGCAAGUGGCGAGUCUAACGCAGAGCUCUCCGUAGAGGACAUACGGCUGGCUAUUGCGGCACGUACACAAUACCAAUUCAAGCCUACUGCCCCCAAGGAACUGAUGCUACAGCUCGCUGCCGAGAGAAACAAGCGGGGUCUGCCUCAGGUCGUCAAUAUGUGGGGCACAAGACUACCGCCGGAAAAAUACUGUUUGACAAGCAAAGAAUGGAAAUUGGACGAAGAGACGGACGAGAGUAACAACCCUGUGGGCCAGUAG
Molecule: messenger RNA, 429 nt
Organism: Lachancea mirantina
Lineage: Eukaryota; Fungi; Ascomycota; Saccharomycetes; Saccharomycetales; Saccharomycetaceae
Source: the annotation of a GenBank genome assembly